CCUCAUUGGAUCCCUUUCGCUCCCUCGAGUUCUCCUUCUCUUCCCCGCACCCAACGCCCCUCCCCGGAGUUAAACCUUUUCAGAGGCCAGAUCGACAUCCACCGUCGUGUCUAUCAUCAGUGGCUGACACCUCCCAUCAAUUAAUUCAGAACAGCCUCUUUCCCCCCUUCGCCCCAGACGAGGUACUGGAUCGUUUUAAUCUUGAUAAACCUUGUGGUCAUUCGCUUCUUUACCGAAUUGAGCACAUGCAUGUGUGCUCGCCUUUAAGCCGCCGUCUCGCACAUUCCUCGGCCAAAUCUACCUUUCAAUUCCCGACCCAGCGGCUGCGCCAUCCUGUUCGUGUGCAGGUCUCCCGUCCGUUGCAUCCUAGCCCAGCCCAUCUGGCCCUGUCUUACCCACCUGCGCGUUCCCUCUCCACUUUUCCUUCAUUGAAAGAACCGAGGGAGGCUUCAUCUUUCUGGACGGUUACAUUCACUUUACUCCUAAUCUGUGGAGGAUCCUGGCUUCACGAUAAAUACCGUAAUCCCCGAGUCGAUUCGCUUCCGCAGAACGACGACGUUCCGUCUGAUUCCCAACCCUCCGAAGAAUCUUUCCUUGGUGUCCUCGAUACGUUCAAAGGUAUGACGAACGCAGAGGCAGCACCGGGUACCGUGGGGAACCUCACCCCCGAGCAGGAGGCCAAACUGCAAGAGCUUUGGAUCUUGCUGUGCAAGGUCUGCGGCAUCAAGCUGGAUGGCCUUGAAGCGGCGGAAGCCCCCGGCUCCCGACCCGGCUCCCAACCCGGCUCGUCUCAACAGCCGAAACGCCGGUGGACGCUUUGGGGUGGGAAGGACGAGGAUGCCAGUGAUUCCGCCAGCGUCAAAUCCGGCAAGGGAAUCUCAUCCGGUCUUUCCGGCAUCAACCUCGAUGGGGACGACAAGCACGGUCAGUCCAAGGAAUUCCAGCAGGCCCUGGAGGACAUGACUCCCGAGGAGAUCCGCGUCACGGUCUGGAACAUGGUGAAGCAGGACAACCCCGACUCGCUACUCCUGCGCUUCCUGCGCGCGCGCAAGUGGGACGUCCACAAGGCGUUGAUCAUGUUCAUCUCGACCAUCCGGUGGAGACUCCAUGAUGUCAAGGUGGACGACGAUAUCAUGAGGGGCGGCGAGCAGCUGGCCUAUGACCAGACCAAGAGCGCCGACGCCGCCGAGAGGAAGAAGGGCGAGGAUUUCCUCACGCAAAUGCGCUUGGGAAAGAGUUUCCUUCACGGAGUCGACAAGCAAGGUCGGCCGAUCUGUACCGUCCGAGUACGCCUACAUAGGGCCAACGAGCAGAGCGCCGAGUCUCUGGAUCGGUUUACCGUGUAUACCAUUGAGACCGCCCGCAUGAUGCUUGUGCCCCCGGUUGAAACUGCCUGCAUUGUUUUUGAUAUGUCCAAUUUUUCUCUGGCGAACAUGGAUUACCACCCCGUCAACUUCAUGAUCAAGUGCUUCGAGGCCAACUACCCCGAAUCUCUCGGCGUCGUUCUAAUCCACAAAGCCCCAUGGAUCUUCUCAGGAGUCUGGAACAUCAUCAAAGGCUGGCUCGACCCGGUCGUCGCCUCCAAAGUGCACUUCACCAAAUCUUACCAAGACCUCGAGAAAUUCAUCAACAAGGACCAAAUCUGGACCGAGCUCGAAGGCAAAGAAGACUGGGAAUACAAGUACGUGGAGGUCAAGCCCGACGAGAACAAGCACAUGGAAGACAGCGCCAAGCGGGACGCCAUGAUCGCCGAGCGCCAGGAGCUAGCCAAGGACAUCGAAGCGGCCACCGUCGGGUGGCUCAUCGCCUCCCGGAAGAAGGACCAGGAAGCCACCAAGGCCGCUGUCGAGAAGCGGGCUGGUCUUAUCGACCGACUGCGCGCCCAGUACUGGGAGCUUGACCCUUAUAUCCGCGCUACUUCCCUCUACGACAGAGUGAAUAUUAUUCAGGGCGGCGGAAAGGUCAACUUUUACCCUGAGGAGGCUAAGAACCCUUCUUCGAAGAACAGCGCAUAGUCGGUUUGAUUUGGUCUCCGUUUGGACUCGAUCGAUUCGAUCGUUAUAUUUCGGCUCAUAGACAUGGUCGUGAAACUGUUUGCAUAGCCUCUAUAACAUGUGUAUAAAGCUUGGACUAGACGUGGUUGAUUGAUUGAUUGAUGGGGUUUUGUGUCUGCGGCGUCGGAUUACACUAUCAUGAAUGGACUGUGUCUUCAUCUCUGGUAUAUAGGUCCUUUAGAUUGCAUAUUAGCUUAUUUUAUUC
Molecule: messenger RNA, 2259 nt
Organism: Aspergillus campestris IBT 28561
Lineage: Eukaryota; Fungi; Ascomycota; Eurotiomycetes; Eurotiales; Aspergillaceae
Product: CRAL-TRIO domain-containing protein
Exons: 4
Coding region: 246-2015 (589 amino acids)
Source: RefSeq, a predicted model, not a curated record